AGAGAGAAGAAAAACAGAAACUUUACCAAGUCUUUGCGCGUUCUGGGCUCGAACCAGUGUAACAAUCUCUCAGGUAAAUAAGACUGUGUUUUAGAAAAGGUUUGCAAAAAUGAGUGACAAUUUAAUGGACAAAGUGAGUGCUUUUGGCGAACGCCUCAAGAUUGAAGGGACAGAGGUGGGCAAAAAGAUGAGUGCAGGCAUUAGCUCGAUGAGUGUUAAGAUGAAGGAGCUUUUCCAAGGCCCCAAUCAGGCCGAUAAGCUUGCUGAGGAUGCUACAUCAGAGGCCUUAGAGGAGCCUGAUUGGGCCUUGAAUCUCGACAUUUGUGACAUGAUAAAUACCGAAAAACUCAACAGUGUUGAACUGAUUCGCGGAAUAAAGAGGCGAAUUAUGUUGAAGAAUCCUAGAGUUCAGUACUUUGCUUUAGUGCUACUUGAAACAUGUGUCAAGAACUGUGAGAAGGCUUUCUCAGAGGUGGCAGCUGAGAGAGUUCUUGAUGAGAUGGUGAAGCUUAUUGAUGAUCCACAGACUGUUGUUAACAAUCGCAACAAGGCUUUAACGCUGAUUGAAUCAUGGGGGGAGUCAACCAGUGAGCUCCGCUAUUUGCCUGUUUAUGAAGAAACAUAUAAGAGUCUGAAAUCAAGGGGUAUUAGGUUCCCUGGUCGCGACAAUGAGAGCUUGGCACCUAUUUUUACUCCCCCUCGCACAGUCUCAGCUCCGGAUCCAGUUUCAGAUACGGAUGCUAGUCUCUUGCGUCAGCUUCAACGUGAUGCUCCUGUGCUAAGCUUUACUGAGGAACAAACUAAGGAAGCAUUUGAUGUCGCAAGAAACUGCAUUGAGCUCCUUUCUACCGUCUUGUCCUCUUCCCCACAGCAAGAUGUUUUAGAGGAUGACUUGGCAACCACACUUAUACAGCAGUGCCGCCAGUCACAGUUCACUGUGCAGAGAAUCAUAGAAACAGCCGGAGACAACGAGGCCCUGCUAUUUGAAGCCCUGAACGUGAACGACGAGAUUCAGAAAGUUCUGUCCAAGUACGAAGAGCUGAAGCCCUCUGUUGUCUCAGCUGAGCCAGAGCCCGCGAUGAUACCUGUCGCGGUCGAGCCUGAAGAGUCACCUCGCCAUCCAAAGGAGGACACUUUGAUUAGAAAACCAGCCAGUUCUCGUGUUGGUUCGCACGGAGGGAGCAACGAUGACAUGAUGGACGAUCUAGAUGAAAUGAUAUUUGGGAAGAAAGGCGGCGGUGGGGGUACAUCGGAAGGGGGACAAGAUCCUAAGAAGCAGCAACCAGCAAAAGAUGAUCUAAUCUCCUUUUGAGCUGCUAUUUAUUAUACACACUGAUAAUUCCAUAUAUUUGGUGGGACUUGAGGCCUGUGAUGGUGUUUCCAUACCCAGUCUGUUGAGGUGUUGAAAGGUUUAGGUGUUUGAAAAUCUUUUUAACCUUUGAUAAACUGAAUUAUCCCUGUCUUUUCUUAUAUGGAAUUGACAAAUCUACCAUUUGUUUUCUGAACUGAACAUUAUGUGUAAGUAAUUCAUGUUAAAUUUGGGUACCAUAUUUGCCUGAUGAAUAUAUAACCACAUUGGAUUCUUGAAC
Messenger RNA from Morus notabilis, 1589 nucleotides. Its product is annotated as TOM1-like protein 1. The transcript has 4 exons. Gene Ontology annotation, molecular function: ubiquitin binding; phosphatidylinositol binding. The record is from RefSeq and is a predicted model, not a curated record. Lineage: Eukaryota; Viridiplantae; Streptophyta; Magnoliopsida; Rosales; Moraceae. Gene Ontology annotation, biological process: protein transport to vacuole involved in ubiquitin-dependent protein catabolic process via the multivesicular body sorting pathway. The coding region runs from base 110 to 1312 and encodes 400 amino acids.